Scomber japonicus (chub mackerel) is the source of this 1223-nucleotide messenger RNA. RefSeq names its product Yip1 domain family, member 3 (gene yipf3). The record is from RefSeq and is a predicted model, not a curated record. Lineage: Eukaryota; Metazoa; Chordata; Actinopteri; Scombriformes; Scombridae. The coding region runs from base 172 to 1185 and encodes 337 amino acids. Gene Ontology annotation, cellular component: Golgi apparatus. The transcript is spliced from 9 exons.
GCUCCACGUCGCCUGUCAUGGAGUCUCAGCUGCUGCUUGUCUGGUUUUAAACUAAACUAUCUUAUUAUUAAUAAUAAUAAUAUAACUAAACGGUGUCAGUCCUCCAGAGCCACAGAGAGAGGCUCCACGCGCACACGCACGGUAACCACGGCAACCAGCAGCGGCAGCAACAUGUCUGCGGGAUCCGGGAACAGAAACACGGAACCCUGGGGAAGCUUCGAUGAGCCUCUUAUACAGGGCGGGGGGGCGGCAGUCAUCGACAUGGAGAACAUGGACGAUACGUCUGGCUCCAGCUUCGAGGACAUGGGGGAGAUGCACCAGAGGAUGAAGGAGGAAGAGGAAGUGACGGAGGAAGCCAACGCCACCGAGGACGACGCCACCGAGGACGGAGAGUUCCUGGGAAUGAAAGGGAUCAAAGGUCAGCUGGGCCGGCAGGUCGCCGACGAGGUGUGGCAGGCUGGGAAGCGUCAGGCGUCUAAAGCGUUCAACCUCUACGCUAACAUCGACAUCCUGCGGCCGUACUUCGAUGUGGAGCCGGUGCAGGUCCGCAACAGGCUGAUCGAGUCCAUGAUCCCCAUCCGCAUGAUCAACUUCCCUCAGAAGAUCCCGGGGGAGCUGUACGGUCCUCUGAUGCUCGUCUUCACUCUGGUGGCGAUUCUGCUGCAGGGCAUGAAGACGUCUGAGACUGUCAUAACUGAGGGGACUCUGAUGGGAACCGCUAUAGGAACGUGUUUCGGUUACUGGCUUGGCGUUUCCUCCUUCAUCUACUUCCUGUCUUACCUGGUCAACGCUCAGAUCACCAUGCUGCAGAUGCUCUCCCUGCUGGGUUACGGUCUGUUUGGUCACUGCGUCGUCCUGCUGAUCACCUACAACAUCCACUUCCACUUCCUGUUCUACGUCCUGUGGCUUGUGGUCGGAGGCCUGUCCACUGUACGCAUGGUGGCCGCCCUGCUGUCCCGGACCGUCGGUCAGACUCCGCGUCUCCUGCUCUGCGGGACGCUCUCCGUCCUCCACAUGCUCUUCCUGUUCUACCUUCACUUCGCCUACCACCGGCUCGUAGAAGGGCUGCUGGACUCUCUGGAAGGACCCAAGAUGUCUCCCAUGCAGCGGGUGGCCAGAGAUGUGCCUGAGCUGACCCUGAACGCCACGUUGAGGAGUGCGGCGGUGCUGCUGAGGAACCAGUGACGCCUCGCACCCCCCGAACACCCCCGCACCCCCCAACC